This is a messenger RNA of Gadus macrocephalus (Pacific cod), 4007 nucleotides long. It is a transcript of the gene dusp4, whose product is annotated as dual specificity phosphatase 4. Lineage: Eukaryota; Metazoa; Chordata; Actinopteri; Gadiformes; Gadidae. Gene Ontology annotation, molecular function: MAP kinase tyrosine/serine/threonine phosphatase activity; protein tyrosine/threonine phosphatase activity. Gene Ontology annotation, biological process: endoderm formation; protein dephosphorylation; negative regulation of MAPK cascade. Gene Ontology annotation, cellular component: cytoplasm; nucleus. The coding region runs from base 214 to 1368 and encodes 384 amino acids. The transcript is spliced from 4 exons. The record is from RefSeq and is a predicted model, not a curated record.
GCUUCUUUUUUCAUAACCAGGAGCUCGCGGUGUCAGAGCGCCUCUAAUCACAGAGAAACCCGCAGCGGUCACCUCCUCGGCAGCGAUAAACACAACCAACUUAACGGACUCUCAGGUAAUAUCGUUCGACGCGCCCCGUUUCAUCUCAACGCAAAACGCAUAUCGGCGCAAAAAAACAACGAAGGAAUAUUUAACAACCCCAACACGGCCGCUAUGGGGGACCAUCAAACGAACGCGACCACGACGUCCACGACGGAGGACCUGUGCGAGAUGGAAUGCAGCGUGCUCAAGCGGCUGCUGAAGGACGACGGCGACAAGUGUAUGCUGCUCGACUGCCGCUCAUUCCUCGCGUUCAGCGCGGGCCACGUCCGCGGCGCCGUCAACGCGCGCUGCAACAGCAUCGUGCGGCGUCGCGCGAAGGGCGCGGCGCUCAGCCUGGAGCGCAUCCUGGCCGGGGAUGAGGAGGCGCGGGCCCGGCUCACCGCGGGGCUGUAUUCCGCGGUGGUGCUGUACGACGAGCGCAGCGCGGACGCCGAGUCGGUGCGGGAGGACAGCACGCUGACGCUCGUGCUGAACGGGCUGUGCACGGACGCCCGCGGGACGACCGUGUUCUUGCUCAAAGGCGGCUACGACCGGUUCUUCAGCGAGUACCCGGAGUACUGCCUGAAGACCAAGGCUCUACCGCCCCUCAGCAGCCAGUCCAGCCUGGACUCGUCCUGUUCGUCCUGCGGUACACCUCACCACGACCAGGGGGGCCCGGUGGAGAUUCUCCCCUUCCUGUACCUGGGCAGCGCGCUGCACGCGUCCCGGCGCGACGUCCUGAACACGGUGGGCAUCUCGGCGCUGCUCAACGUGUCUUCGGACUGCCCCAACCACUUCGAGGGGGACUACCAAUACAAGAGCAUCCCAGUGGAGGACAACCACAAGGAGGACAUCAGCUCCUGGUUCCUGGAGGCCAUCGAGUUCAUAGACUCGGUGCGGGACUCAAGCGGGCGUGUGCUGGUCCACUGCCAGGCAGGCAUCUCCCGCUCGGCCACCAUCUGCCUGGCCUACCUGAUGAAGAGGAAGAGGGUGCGUCUGGACGAGGCCUUCGAGUUCGUACGCCGGCGCCGCAGCAUCAUCUCCCCCAACUUCAGCUUCAUGGGCCAGCUGCUGCAGUUCGAGUCCCAGGUGCUCGCCACCUCCUGCGCCGCCGCCGCCGCCGCCAGCCCCCUGCUGGGGCCCAAGUCAGCCUCCUCACUGGGGCUGGGUGGCUCCAGGCCGGCCACGCCCACCUCGCCCUUCAUCUUCAGCUUUCCCGUGUCGGUGGUGGUGAACCCCGGCUACCUGCACCACGGCGGCCCCCUCACCACGUCGCCCGGCUACUGAGGGGCCGCCCGGACCCCGCCUCCCCCUGAGGGGAGGGACCGAGCCAUGGCUAGGCCGUCAUUGGCCAGACUGAUCAGUCAAUCCCGUGGACGGACCCACAUGGACUGAAAGAGACCUUGAUACGAGGCGGUGCCCAGCGAUGGUCCAGGGCCUUGCGAUGGUCCGGUACCGUCUGCUCCCGUCCACCGGGGAUCGGUUCAAACGGAGCAGGAACGGGUUGAGCUUAUUUUUUACCGUGAAAACCAGUUUAAAGACACUGAACUCACUGCCGAUACAAAGCACUCUCUCUCAAGACACACAUACACACAUUCACCAGGAGCAAGUGAAUGAACUCAGUAUCAACGGGGGGUGGGGGGGACUGUGGUCCCGGGGGGCGUUGCUAUGGUGACGGCAGGUUCUCAAAAGACAGGAGAUGGACACAGGAAGGAAGGAGUGCUUCUGAUUCUCUCGCUCUCUUCUGUGGGGGUCUUUGGGAGAGAGAGGGGGGGAGACGGAGAGAGACGGAGAGCAGGAGUCUUCCGUGACAGGUGCUGUGCUGGCUGAGCUUCCUGUCUUUCUAUCCCCUUCCUCCCUCUCCCCCUCCCUCUUUAUCUCUCUCUCUCUCGCCCACGCACAACCUCCUGUCCUAAUCCUUUCAUCUCCCUCCCUCUGUCUAUUCCUCCCCUACUUCUGUCCUUCUCUCUCAUCUCUUCUUCUCAUUUAAUUCACCCCUCCUUCCUCCCACCUCACCUCACCCCCACUCGCUCCUGUCUCAACCCCCCUCAGCCUCACUCUCUCCUGUUUCACCCCGCCGUAGAGAGGUGUUUGGAGGGUUAACAGAGACAGCCAAAUAAAAGGUGCCCCUGGUGGCUAGGCUGGGAAACCCCUCUCUGCUUUGCCUUAGAUGAACAGCGUAAGAAAACAAACACACCCGAUACACACAGAUAUUCCUAUACAUACAUACAUUCAUUCAUUCAUUUACCGACGUGAAAAGGAAGGAGCACUAGGGUGGCUCCAGGUGGCUCCAGUGUACGGUACUCUCUGUUCUGUGUCUCUGCGGUACUAGAGGUAGAUGGUGUUCAGCCUACUUGGUUCAGCCGGGUGCAGACCGUCGGUUGUGAUGUUUGAGGGACCAUGGUUGAGACGCUUGGGGACAUUCUGUGCCUUGUUCUCCCAGCGUUUUACACGUCACUGUUGAUACUUUGGUCUCUACCAGACUGAACCAGGGAUGUCUCUCCCCCCGAUAUAGCCUGGAAACCUUUCAGCAUUUCAGCAUCGCAAUAACACACACACACACACACACACACACACACACACACACACACACACACACACACACACACACACACACACACACACACACACACACACACACACACACACACACACACACACACACACACACACACACAGACCAAUAACACUGUUUGUUCUAUGUGGUUAAGGUUUUAAUCCCAUUCUGCUUUUGUCAAAUCGUCCUCAUUGGUAACUCUACGAUGUUCUGAAGACACAAAGACCUUUACCGUCUGUAUUGUCGGUUUCCUAAAUUGACAAAUUGGAAAAAAAAUAUGGAAGAAAUAUGGAUUUCAAAACGACAGAAAUGUCGAAAGAGGUUAAUUAUGAGAAUCAAGAUCUUCCGUGACUCAGGUUUUCAUUGUCUCCAGGCUGUAACAACAUAAGGCUGCUUCUUAUAUACUCAAGAGAAAAAACAUAGAAAGGGUCCCCAGCAGAAGCAGUCUGCAAAAGCAAUUUUCUGAAUGUGUGAAAAUAAGUCUGUUAUUUUGCAUAAAGCACUUGAAUAAUUUUUGGGGUGAAUUUAAAAUGCUUGUGUUUGAUGGUACAUAAUUCGGUUUUCCUAAAUAGUUAUUAAUUCAAGUGCUUUUGUACUUAUUUCUCUAUUGAAUACGAUUGUAAUGUAAAAUAUACAAAUGAUAAUUGUGAAACAAGCAAUUUCUACCGUCAUAGGCUUCUGAAGACUGCAUUACACUGUUGAAGCUUGUAAGCUUUAUCUACUUACAAAGAAAAACUGCUUAGGCAUUUAUGAUGACCAAAAGCACAUAGAUAUUAACUGCCUACGAAGAAUAUCAAGGACCAAAAUUCUCAGUUUAUACUUUUCAGGCAUAAAUGCAAAAUUUAUGAAAAAUAACAGAUGGCUACAAUACCUUGUUUAAUGCAUGAUAACACAAUGUACAGAUUUAUUCUGCUUUGAAUGGUCUGGGGGGGAAAUAACAGACUAGACCUCCAAAAAGCACAACAUCUUUAAACACGCACACACUGACAAUUAAUUUUAGUUUAAUGAAGUUUGUUGGUGCCUCUCUCUGUAGCACUUUGUUAGUGAUGCAAUACUCUUAUUUAUUAUUUAUGAAUCAUUUGCACAUUGGGGUGAUAGACUUUUGUUCAACUUGGGUUCUGUCCUGAUUGAGGGGAAGAGAGAGACACAUUCCUUUAAAAAUUGCAAUACUAUUUUCUAAAGAUUGUGCCCCAUAUAUCUCUGAGUUGUCUCAACGCUCUCUGUCUAUCUGUCACUGUGGGUGAAAUCGAUUUUCCACUUCUUGGACGUUUGUAUAAAGAUUUCCUCCAAUUUCACCGUGGAAUGCAUAAUUCAUGCCUCUAUUUAUUACUAAAGUUCCAUUGUUGAAUAAAACAAUAUUCUUAAUAUA